Molecule: messenger RNA, 3057 nt
Organism: Penicillium mononematosum
Lineage: Eukaryota; Fungi; Ascomycota; Eurotiomycetes; Eurotiales; Aspergillaceae
Product: cytochrome P450
Exons: 7
Coding region: 1-3057 (1018 amino acids)
Biological process (GO): transmembrane transport
Molecular function (GO): monooxygenase activity; oxidoreductase activity, acting on paired donors, with incorporation or reduction of molecular oxygen; heme binding
Source: RefSeq, a predicted model, not a curated record
AUGCUCGGGCCCCAUGUUUGCCUGAUCGGGUUUGUCGUAUUUUUGGUGCAUUUCAUUGCAAGACGAGUCUAUCAAUGGAGUCGUCUGCGGCAUAUUGCAGGUCCCCCAUUGACAGGGUGGACAAAAUUAUGGUUGCUAAAACAGGCCUGGUCCGGCAGGCUCUGUGACAGCCUCUACGAUGCUUGUAGAGAAUAUGGCCCGCUCGUACGCAUUGGGCCAAAGUGGGUGUUGUGCGGUGAUCCCACUGAGAUCCGCCGAAUAUGGGGGAUAAAUUCUGGCUAUUACCGCUCGGACUGGUACAAGGCUGUUCGUCUAAACAGUGAAGUGGAUAACGUCUUGUCGGUGAUUGAUAAUAAGAAGCAUCACCAGCUCCGAAGCCAUCUCAGGCCGGGGUACGGAGGCAAGGGGAUCGCAAAUGAGAAACAGCUUGUUGACGAGCAGAUCAACAAGCUCAUAGCUCUAAUUGAGCAGCGAUAUAUCUCUACCCAGACAGCCUUGCGACCGUGCAAUCUAGCUCGAACGAUGCAGUACCUGACGCAGGAUGUCAUCACUGCCGUCGGGUUUGGAAAACCAGCAGGCUACCUGGAGGCGGAUCGCGAUAUGUAUGGCAUCCUGGAAACGUCCGAGGCCCUCCAUCGACCCGUCCAUAUGGUUACUCUGCUUCCAACUGUUAGAAAGAUCCUAGAAAGCCGCCUGUUGAAGCCCUUCCAUCCUAAACCCCAUGACGGGCGUGGGGUUGGUCGGUUCCUCGGUUACAUCAAGGACCUUGUCGAUGAAAGAUAUGCCGACCUGAAAACCAGCCAUACCGAUAUCCUCCAGUCCUUCAUCAACUCUGGUUUGAGCAGACCCGAAGUUGAGUCGGAAGCACUUGUGACCGUGUUCGGCGGCACGGAUACGACAUCCACUGCCCUCCGAAACAUUAUCUUUUAUUUGUCAACCACCCCUCAAGCAUACCGGGCACUUCAAGCCGAGAUCGACGGUGCUGUAAAAACAGUGACAAGACCAGUCAUUAGCGAUGCCGAGGCACAAGCCCUGCCAUUUCUCCAGGCAUGCAUCAAGGAAGGACUCAGGAUUUUCCCACCUAGUAUGGGUCUCAUGGGGAAGGUGUGCCCGCAUGACGAUAUAAUCUGCGGCGUCAAGGUCCCCGCAAACACCAAGGUCGCUUGGUCGGCGCUGGCGAUUAUGAGGAACCGAAGCAUAUUUGGACAAAAUGCAGACGUUUAUGAUCCGCAGCGGUGGAUCGAUGCACCGAUAGAAAGGGCGAGGGAGAUGGAUGCAUCGUACGGUUUAGUAUUUGCCACUGGAACCAGGUGGGAGUGCUUAGGGAAGCGACUGGCGUAUAUAGAGCUCGGAAAGACGAUCUUCGAGCUCUUCCGUCGCGCAUUUUGCGAGCAGGCCACAGAGUCUCCUCGACUGAGCAGCGCCAACAUCGCCUGGACUAUGAUGUCCCUCUGUCUGUCCGUGCUCCUCUCUGCCCUCGAUUUAACAAUCGUGACUCCCGCAAUUCCCGCCAUAGUCGGCUCGUUCAAGUCUGCCGCCGGUUAUACUUGGGUGGGGGGCGCCUAUACUCCAGCCUACGCAGCGGUAACUCCGGUAUGGGGGUCCGUCUCCGACAUCUGGGGCCGGAAGCCGAUCAUGCUGAUCGCGGUAGCCAUUUUUCUGGUCGGAAGUCUUGUCUGUGCACUUGCACCGAAAAUGAACGCUUUGAUCGUAGGCCGUGCAAUUCAGGGACUGGGGGGCUCGGGUAUGGGGAUAAUGGUCAAUAUUGUUGUCAGUGAUAUGUUCUCGCUGCGGGAUCGAGGGCUAUAUCUCGCCAUCACCUCACUGGUUUGGGCGGUUGGGAGUGCCAUAGGACCGGUAUUGGGCGGUGUUUUUACAGAGAGGCUGAGGCAAGUGCCGCUCCAUUUGAAUAACAACAAGGCUGACCGUUGUUUAGCUGGCGAUGUACCGGUCGGGGCCGUCUCCUUUCUCGUCUUACUAUUCUUCUUGAGAGUCCAAAGCCCCCGAACUCCAAUCGCCGCCGGCCUAAAAGUCAUCGACUGGACAGGAAGCGUUCUAAUUGUAGGGGGUGCUCUGAUGGUCCUCCUGGCCCUCGAGUUUGGCGACGUCGUCUACUCCUGGUCUUCCGCAACAGUGAUCUGCCUAUUAAUUUUCGGCGCAGCAGUGAUGGCGCUGUUUGUGGUCAAUGAGUGGAAGAUUGCCAAGAAUCCUAUUAUCCCUCUUUGGCUAUUUGCCUCGCCGAGCAAGGUAGCGCCGUACGUUGUCUUCGCGUGCAACUCAUACGUCUUCAUCGGGCAGGCAUAUUACCUACCUCUAUACGCGCAGUCUGCCCUGGCCGCGACAGCCUUGAUGUCAGGACUGUACCUCCUUCCGCUAAUCGUCUCAUGUGCCCUGGCCGCGGCCGCAGCGGGGAUUUUCAUGCAGCGAACUGGGAAAUAUAUGCCCGUGAUGUAUAUUGCGCAGGGCUUUCUGGUCCUUGGCUCGGGACUGCUAGUCAGCCUCAAAUUUGAAUCAAACAUAACCAAACUAAUCAUCUUCCAGAUUCUGGUCGGGAUCGGCGUGGGCAUGAACAUCGAAGCCCCUAUCCUGGCGGCUCAAGCUGCUGCAAGUGUUCGUGAUACGGCUGCCGUGACUGCGACAAUGGGGUUUGUCCGGUCCCUUUCCACCGCUAUCUCAGUUGUCGUCGGUGGCGUGGUCUUUCAGAAUGAGAUGAAUGCGAAGAACGGGGAGUUGGCAAGCCGGCUCGGUUCGGAUUCGUCUCUAGCCAACAUAUUCAAUGGUGACAAUGCUGCUUCGAGUGUGGAAAAGAUUAGCACUGUUGGACUGAAUGCAGAUCAACAAGUCUUGGUUAGGAAGACGUACUUUGAGGCGUUGAGGAUGGUGUGGGUCAUGUAUGUUGCCUUUGCUGGAUUAGCCACCAUUCUUAAUCUGUUUGUGCCGGCCCGUAAGCUCCGGAGUGAAAAUGAGGGCGCCGUGCUGGGCGUUGACCGGUCACGGCAAGAAGGCAGCCGUACUAAUGGGGUCGAGGAAACGGAGUUGAAUGAUCAACAUGGUUAA